AUGGUCCAUGAUGCACCUAUCCAACAGAACGUCGCGAGAUCAGCCACUCCCGAAUUUGAUUUCAGGUUUCGACUUGUUUCGGUUUCCGGAUCCGAAGAGAUCCAGAUACCGGCGCACACUUGCAUGCUGCUUGAUUGCCAGAAUCGUCUCUCCUUUGUUGGGCGUUCUACUGCUCACUCGUUCAUGCACCACAUCAGGAACACGAUCGAGAAACGUGAUGGCCCUUCGGAAUUCACGGCAGAUAGCAAUUGGAGCGGUCUACCAGAAAGACUCCCCGUGGCCCCUAGGAUGCAGUCGUUUCUCUCUCCAAGUGCAACUGCGAGUUUGAUCGAAUUAUAUUUCAACCACGUACGGAGCUUCAUCGAUAUUGUCAACCCAGAAGCUGUGAGAUUAACCUUGUAUCAAUUCCAAAAUAAUCCGAAUGAGGUUCAGGGACCCGAUCGGUGCAUUUUCUACUUGGUUCUAGCCGUUGCACUCGCCUUGGAUUAUGGUGAUUCAGCACACUCACCGAGCCCGGAAUUUAAACACCAGCUAUUUGCUGUAGCCGAGGGGCUGGCUCACCCAACCCGUACAUUCGAAAAGUCCCAGUACCACGAUGACGUCCUCUGGCCCCUCCAAGCUCUCGCUCUGAUGUCGUUUUUUAUGAUGUCUGUUUCUAUGAGGAAUACUGCCUAUGAAUACUGCGGCAAGUCUCAUCGUAUCUGUAUACGAACCAUCGAAGCUAACAAUGGUUCAGGUCGAGCUGUUCGAGUUGCGUACGCCCUUGGAAUUCAUCGAGGUCAUGAGUCUGAGAUCAGCCAGUUCCCCGCCAGCGAGGAACUCAGAGUUUUACGAAGAAACGUUUGGAGAAGUUUGUUUGUCCUAGACAGAUUCCUGGCUGCAACGUUAGGAAGACCAUUCGCCAUCUCUGACAACGAAUACUCCGAAUCCUCCCUUAUGCCACCCGGCCGACCAAGCAGUCCCAACAAAAUUCCGAAAAGGGACAUGCUCGACCCCCCUAUUGAUGCAUACAUCUACGCUCGAAAGGAACACUUGUUGUUGGUUGAAGACGCAAUGUUCAUCUUGAAAACAUGGCACGCCUCGAGCCCUUACGCAGAGCAGUUCGCUUCCAAGUUGGACUUGUUUCGGCGUGACGUCGAACGCCAAGAACAACUGAAAGCUAUAAGACAGGCUUCGAGGAGACAGGCUCACAAAGUCAAACGCGAGCCGGUGACAACUUACGAGCCUAGUCAGUAUCGCUCUCCAUUCCAGCAAAUGCCUCGUGGUAGUUUGGUAUCCCCAUGCGAUAGCCGUCGCAUGUCAGGGACUGCAAACCACACCAUGAUCAAGCAAGAAGCUGGGGGGUACUCGGGCCCCUUGUCAUCAAGGCCCCUAUUCUCGCCUACCGAUUUCAAUAUGGAUCAAUCCCAGUCUUUUGCUGAGUAUUCACAAAGCUCAAAUUUUAGUGACCAUAGCAUCGACAUGGAUUAG
Messenger RNA from Fusarium tjaetaba, 1470 nucleotides. Its product is annotated as transcriptional regulatory. Lineage: Eukaryota; Fungi; Ascomycota; Sordariomycetes; Hypocreales; Nectriaceae. The coding region runs from base 1 to 1470 and encodes 489 amino acids. Gene Ontology annotation, molecular function: DNA binding; zinc ion binding. Gene Ontology annotation, biological process: DNA-templated transcription. The transcript has 4 exons. The record is from RefSeq and is a predicted model, not a curated record.